AUUCAAUGGCCACGGCAAAUGUUGUAGACUAAUUAAUGACAAUGCAUCAAUUUAAAGGCUCUAAAAAAUACAAAAUAGUGUACCACUGUGUCUUAAAAUGUUCUAGUUAGGUUUACAGAGAAAAAGACGUAAAGCGAAACACGUUUUUUGUUCGACUAUUUCCGCCGAGUUCGACUAUUUCAGCUAAGCUCUUCAGUCCCUCCAUUUUGUUGUCUGUUGUGUGUGCUGUUGGCAAGAGAAGUGCAGAAAACGGUUGUUUAUAAGGAUAUUCUAGCAAUGGACGGUAUUGGAGAUGUUGCAGUUGGUGUAAAGAGAGGAUCAGAUGAACUGAUAUCAAGCAGUGUCUACAACAGUGGUUCUGACAGUAUCACUGAUGGGACAGCCAAUGGGAACGACAGUAAAGCCAAUGGGAGCGACAGUAAAAAGCUGAGAGUGGAAGACCGGAUGGAAGCACCUCCCUCUCGUGUGCUGCACAUCAGAAAACUGCCCAAUGAAACUUCAGAAUCGGAGGUCAUUGCCCUGGGGUUACCUUUCGGGAAGGUCACCAAUAUCCUGACGCUUAAGGGGAAAAACCAGGCUUUCUUGGAGCUGGGGACAGAGGAAGCAGCAAUAACCAUGGUCAACUACUACUCCACUGUGACACCUCAUGUUCGUAACGUCCCCGUAUUCAUCCAGUACUCCAACCACAAAGAACUCAAAACAGAUAGUGGAAACCAGCGGGCCCAGGCGGUCCUGCAGGCGGUGUCGGCGGUCCAGGGGGGAGGUACCCCUACAUCAGAUCUAACGGAGGCGUCCAGCCCUGUGCUCAGAAUAAUCAUUGACAACAUGUUCUACCCAGUCACUUUGGAUGUGCUGCAACAGAUCUUCUCAAAGUUUGGCACUGUCAUGAAGAUAAUCACAUUCACCAAGAACAAUCAGUUCCAGGCCCUGCUGCAGUUCAACGACCCACCGACUGCCCAGCAAGCCAAAGUAGCCCUGGAUGGACAGAACAUCUACAACUCGUGCUGUACGCUCCGCAUCGACUACUCCAAGCUGGUCAACCUGAACGUCAAGUACAACAACGACAAGAGCCGUGACUACACCCGGCCAGAGCUCCCUGCCGGGGAUGGACAGCCUGCCAUAGACCCCAACAUGGCUGCUGCCUUCCAAGGCAAGGACUCCAACUCUCUGCUCGGUGCCCUGAGCCCGCUGAAUGCUGCGGCUGCGGCUGCUGCUGCUGCGGGGAGGGUGGCUCUGUCUGGUCACUCUGGUUCCGGCGGCGUGCUCCUGGUCUCCAACCUCAACGAAGAGAUGGUUACGCCCCAAAGUCUGUUUACCCUCUUCGGGGUGUAUGGUGAUGCCCAGAGGGUGAAGAUCCUCUACAAUAAGAAAGACAGUGCUCUGAUACAGAUGGCUGAUGCCAACCAAGCCCAGCUAGCUAUGAGUCACCUGAACGGGCAGAAGAUGUAUGGGAAGGUGAUCAGGGUGGCUCUGUCCAAGCACACCUCAGUGCAGCUGCCCAGGGAUGGACUGGAUGACCAGGGCCUCACCAAGGACUUCACCAACUCUCCCCUGCACCGCUUCAAGAAACCCGGCUCCAAGAACUUUCAGAACAUCUUCCCUCCCACCACCACCCUCCACCUCUCCAACAUCCCAACGGACGUAACCGAAGAAGACCUCCGACUGCUGUUCUCCAACGCCGGGGGAACUGUGAACGCAUUCAAGUUCUUCCAGGAUCACAAAAUGGCGCUGCUCCAGAUGUCGACGGUGGAAGAGGCCAUCCAGGGUCUGAUCGACCUCCACAACUACAACAUGGGAGACAACCAUCACCUGAGAGUCUCCUUCUCCAAAUCCACCAUCUAAACUUGCGUAAUGAUCGAUCCUCCACAACAUCCACUGCUUUCUGUUUCCCUAACAGCUUUUGGCUGGCGUUUUGUUAACCCUGUUGACUCGUUCCAGACUCUGGGGGACCACAUUUUGACCUUUGACCUCAUUCUUUUUUUUUUUAUCAGUCAUUCCUUCAGAGAGAACCAGAAACUGAAAUCGGGGGAAGAAAUCAGGGGGAAAAAAUAGUUGUACUUUGAUGUUUUGAGGAUAUUUUAACCCCUUCACAUGAUCCUGACCCCUGUGUUAAUCCCAUAUCCCCUUCACAUGAUCCUGACCCCUGUGUUAAUCCCAUAUCCCCUUCACCUGAUCCUGACCCCUGUGUUAAUCCCAUAUCCCCUUCACCUGAUCCUGACCCCUGUGUUAAUCCCAUAUCCCCUGAUCCUGACCCCUGUGUUAAUCCCAUACCCCCUUCACCUGAUCCUGACCCCUGUGUUAAUCCCAUAUCCCCUGAUCCUGACCCCUGUGUUAAUCCCAUAACCCCUUCACCUGAUCCUGACCCCUGUGUUAAUCCCAUAUCCCCUUCACCUGAUCCUGACCCCUGUGUUAAUCCCAUAUCCCCUGAUCCUGACCCCUGUGUUAAUCCCAUAACCCCUGACCCCUGUGUUAAUCCCAUAACUCCUGACCCCUGUGUUAAUCCCAUACCCCAUUUUGUAUGAUCAGCGAACUGUUUGCGUUUUCUACCUUCUCAUAAUGAAGGAUGGAUGAAUGGACAUGGGCGUCUCUUCUGAUUAUGAUUAGUUCUACAAGAUAUGUGCCUUACCUGACUAUCAACUAUUUUUACAUCCAAAUAUUGACAUGAAAUCCCUGUCUGAUUUUGAGGCACAUUAAUUUUGAUGUGAACUGUGUUAACAUGAUUUUUCUCUUCUCCCGACUGUGUAGUUUGUACGUUUCUGCCACCCGAGUUUCGCCUUUUCAGUUGCUGUUCAAUUUGUGCAGGUUUUUAUUUUCUCUUUCGUAAAAAGUCACUGGUUGUUGUGGAGUGGGGAAUAAUAUGAGAUCGAAGUUGAAUCAGUGUUGUUUUUUUUGUUUUUAUAGCUAACUUGCUUGAAGGUUUCUUGUAGACUUACAACCAUCAAAUACCGCUUUAACCCUAGUUUCAAUCUGUAUGAUCAUUUUAAUGUUAUUUUCCCCUUCUUUUUUUUUUUUUUUUUUUUUUUUUAGUUUACACAUUUACUAAAAUAGUCUUAAUGUUGCUAUUCUUUAUAGGUUGUUUUACUUUCCUAAUUUUUCAUUGUCACUUAUUAAUGUACAUGGGUAGGUGGUGAGUGGUUUUCUAACCUUCUACUGCCUGCUCUCUGGCUCUUGUGUAAUACUUUACUAAUUUGAACUGCACUUAACUGUCUCCAAUAUUGUCAUACACACGACAAAGCAAAUGUCGUGACGGUGUUAUGACUGUCUGUGACGUACAGUUCAAAUAAAGUGUUACCAAAACUCUGCUGUUGCAUUGGAGAAGAGGCUUAAGGAGUGUAGAACCUGUCGUGAUGUCAACCUGUUGCAGUUUUGAAGAGGGACAACCCUGGUUAGGACCAAAGUUUGUGCCUUUUUUAGUCUUUAAUUUACAGUUGCAUCGCCAAGGAAAGGAACAACAUUUGAAUGAACCUCUGAUUAUAUUUUGUAUAUUUGAAGAAGAAAAAAUAACGUAAUAUACAGGACCUGAUUCAGAAUCAACGACAUGAAUUCCUUUAUACGUUUAUUUUAAGCAGACCUACAUGUAAUAAUACCCACUAUGUUUUAUAGAGUCCCACAACCUCAACUUGCUGGAUAAAUGUAUCUGUUUUUCAAGAGAAAAGUCGUGUAUAUUUUCUAUGUUAGUUUAAUUUUUACAUCUCUGGAAAUGUAAGAUUCAGAUAUAGUUUGGAAGCGGCACAAUUAAAAUAAUUUUCUAACAAAGUCGGGAGAUUUUGGUCGGACUUGGUUGUGUUUGAGAUUUUCUCUCCCACUUUCUGUGUUGUAUUCUGCUUUUCCUCUGUAGCUCAAUAAACUUCUGUAUUCA
This is a messenger RNA of Coregonus clupeaformis (lake whitefish), 3859 nucleotides long. Its product is annotated as polypyrimidine tract-binding protein 2. The record is from RefSeq and is a predicted model, not a curated record. Gene Ontology annotation, molecular function: mRNA binding. Gene Ontology annotation, cellular component: nucleus. Gene Ontology annotation, biological process: mRNA processing; regulation of RNA splicing. Bases 277 to 1842 code for a protein of 521 amino acids. NCBI's taxonomy places the organism in Eukaryota, Metazoa, Chordata, Actinopteri, Salmoniformes, Salmonidae. The transcript has 13 exons.